Messenger RNA from Daphnia pulicaria, 465 nucleotides. Its product is annotated as glutamic acid-rich protein-like. The coding region runs from base 1 to 465 and encodes 154 amino acids. The transcript has a single exon. NCBI's taxonomy places the organism in Eukaryota, Metazoa, Arthropoda, Branchiopoda, Diplostraca, Daphniidae. The record is from RefSeq and is a predicted model, not a curated record.
AUGGAAAGAAAGGAGAUCACAACUAAAAUUUGUUGCGAAACUGCCAAAGAAAAGAAAGGAAUUGAUGCAAAUCCCAAAAAGAAACAAGUGACCUUAACAGUUCAAAGCACUGAAUCAGCGAUGACUUUGAAAACGACCACUAUUGCUGCAACAAGAGUUAUCAAGGCUAAUAAUGAGGAACCGGAUUUAUCCAUGACUUUACAAGGACGGAAGAAAGAAGAUCGUGAGUUUAAAGACGAAGAAGGAGGUUAUGAAGAUGACCAAGAAGAUAAUGCUGUUGAAGAUGUGGAGGAGGAUGAAAACGUUUUCAAACAUCGUGAAGAAGAGCGUGAAUUUGUGGAAGAAAAAGGAGGCUACGAAGAUGAUCAGGAGGAUAAUAUUGAAGAUGCGGAAGAUGAAAAUGGGUUUACUGAAAUGGAUGAGGAAGGCGGAUACAAAGACGAAGACGUGGGUGAAGAAUGUUGA